Molecule: messenger RNA, 1023 nt
Organism: Clonostachys rhizophaga
Lineage: Eukaryota; Fungi; Ascomycota; Sordariomycetes; Hypocreales; Bionectriaceae
Source: the annotation of a GenBank genome assembly
AUGUCUACCGCCGUUAUCUCCGCCGACGAUGCUCUCGAGCCCAACCUGCAGUCCCUCCUUGACCAGCGCAGCCUCCGCUGGAUCUUUGUAGGUGGCAAGGGCGGUGUCGGCAAGACCACCACCUCGUGCUCCCUCGCUAUCCAGCUCGCCCGCGUCCGUCGAUCCGUCCUGCUCAUCAGCACCGACCCGGCUCACAAUCUCUCCGAUGCCUUCUCGCAAAAGUUCGGCAAGGAGGCCCGCCUCGUCAACGGCUUCGAGAACCUGAGCGCCAUGGAGAUCGACCCCAACGGUAGCAUGCAGGACAUGCUCGCGGGCCAGGGCGAUGGAGACGACUUGAACGCCGCCGGUGGUGGCCUGGGUGGCAUGAUGCAAGACCUCGCAUUUGCCAUCCCCGGUAUCGACGAGGCCAUGUCCUUUGCAGAGGUCCUCAAGCAGGUCAAGUCCCUCUCCUACGAGACCAUCGUCUUCGACACCGCCCCCACUGGCCACACCCUCCGCUUCCUCCAGUUCCCCAACGUCCUCGAGAAGGCCCUCGCCAAGGUCUCCCAGCUCUCCUCCCAGUACGGCCCCCUGCUCAACGGCUUCCUCGGCUCCAACGGCGCCCUCCCCAACGGCCAGAACCUCAACGAGAUGAUGGAGAAGCUCGAGUCCCUGCGCGAGACCAUCAGCGAGGUCAACAGCCAGUUCAAGGACGCCGACCUCACCACCUUCGUCUGCGUCUGCAUCGCCGAGUUCCUCAGCCUCUACGAGACGGAGCGCAUGAUCCAGGAGCUCACCAGCUACGGCAUCGACACCCACAGCAUCGUCGUCAACCAGCUGCUCUUCCCCCGCAAGACGAGCGACUGCGAGCAGUGCGGCGCGCGGCGCAAGAUGCAGCGCAAGUACCUCGACCAGUACGAGGAGCUGUACGCCGAGGACUUCAACGUCGUCAAGAUGCCCCUGCUCGUCGAGGAGGUGCGCGGCAAGGAGAAGCUGGAGAAGUUUAGCGAGAUGCUCGUCACUCCUUACACGCCGCCAGAGUAG